GUUCGGCCCAGCUGCCGGCGCCGAGGCCUGCGGAGCCGGAGUCGCCGGUCACCUUGUUUUUGCUGGGAGCGAUAAAAUCACUUUUGAAGCAUAUUCACAAUGAGCACGGCUGCAGAGCGAAAGUUCAUUAACCUCAGGAAGAGGCUAGAUCAGCUGGGCUAUCGACAACCCUUGGGAGUGGAGAGCUUGCCUCUGGUGGAAAAACUUUUUAGUGACCUUGUCCAUACAACAGAGAGCCUGCGCAGUACAAAGUUAUCUGCUGGAAAAAUUGAAAAAGAAUGCAGCAAUUUUGAUGCUAUUCUAGAACCUUAUAAAGCAGAGAAUGCUAAACUCACCAGGGAAAAUAAUGAAUUACAUUUAGAGAUAUUGAAACUGAAAGAACAAUCUGAUCGUCAUGUUAAAGACUUGAAGGCCACAUUAAGAAAGGUUGAACAUGAGACAGCUGACUUGAAAUUUCUGAAUAAUCAAUAUAUACAUAAAAUUCGAUCAUUAGAGCGAGAUAACAAAGCCAAGACUGAAAAAAUUCAGCAACUUCAGGAGAAGAAUCUACAAGCAGUAGUACAAACUCCAGGUGGCAGGAAAAGAAACAUUCCAUUCAGGCGUCAACUCAUGCAGAUUGAUCAACCUGUCCCUCCUUCAGGAGUCAGCACCUAUCCAAUUCCUCAGCCAGAUGACCCCUAUGUUGCAGAUCUUCUUCAAGUGGCUGAUAACAGAAUUCAUGAACUUCAGUUGGAAGUAGCCGAAUUGCAGGAAAAGCUGGAGAUAUCUGAACGUGGGGUGAAAAAUUAUAGCAAACAGGUUGAACUGAGAGAUAGAGAGAUAGAACGUCUAGUACUAGCACUGGAUGGUGGUCGCUCUCAUGAUGUUAUAUCUUUGGAAUCCAGAAGUAAAAGUAACGAGAAGCUUAUUGCCCAUUUAAAUUUGCAGGUUGAAUAUCUUCAGCAAACAAACAGAGAGCUUGAAAAUCGCAUACAAGACCUUUUGGACACCAAACAAAAUGUCACUAGUGAAGUGGUUCAUUUAAGCAAUAAAAAUGAAGAACUAUGCCAAGAACUGAGUGAGAUAGACCAUUUGGCACAGCAGUUGGAAAGACACAAAGAAAUUGUGCUUGAGACUGCAGAUAAGGAAAUUGGGGAAGCUAAGAAAGAAAUUAAAAGAAAACAUAGUGAAAUACAGGAUCUUGAAGAAACAAUAACAAGACUUAAGUCAGAGCUAUGUUCAUGUCGGAGAGAAAAAGAGAGGCUGGCUGAUGAACUCUUUGGAAAAGCAGAUGAAAAACAAAAUUUUGAACUAUUGUUAAACCAGCUUGAGCAAGAGAAACAAAUGCUUUCAGAAAAAGUUGAAAACUUUGAAAUUAUAGAACGAGAACUUGUCUUAGAAGUAGAGAGAAUGAGGUUAGAAUAUGGUAUAGCUUUUGGAGACAAGUCACCUUCUCGACUAGAUGCAUUUGUGAAGACUUUAGAAGAAGACAGGGAUUACUAUAAAAGAGAGCUAGAAUAUCUUCAAAAGAUGAUAAAACGAAGAGCUAGCCCAUGCCGUAGGUCUCCAGAAAAGAGUGAAGAUGUGAGGUUGAUCACAAGGGAAAGAGAUGAACUACAAUCUAUGUUGGAUAGAUUUGAAAAACACAUGAUAGAAAUUCAAUCCAAUGUCAAAUUACUGACUGCAGAAAGAGACAAAUUAAAUGUCCUUUAUGAACAGUCUCAGGAUGAAUUAAAUAGGUUAAGAAGAGAGGCAAAGCAUACUUUAGUUUCUCAAAGUCACGUGGAAGAGGAAAGAGACAUUGCAUUAGCUGACUUCAGAAGAAUGAUGGCAGAAAAAGAAAGUCUGAGGGAGAAACUAAAGCAAGAAGAGGAGCUGGCAUUAUUUAGGAAAUCUCAAACCACAGUCACCAUUAAACUUGUCCAGCAGGAGGCAGCAGCCUUUGAGAAAUCAAAGAUGGAGCAUGACAUCGCAGAACUGGAAAACACUGUUUCUGGGUUUGAAACACAACAGUUUGAACUGAAGAGUACAAUCUCUGUACUGAAAGAAAGAAUAAACUCUCUGGAAGAUGAAUUAAAAACAAAGUCUUAUAAACUUGCCCAGACAUCUGAUGACUCUUCACAAUUUAAAGCUGAGUUAUGCUCACUUCAGCUAUUAAAUGAACAACUACGGAGGUCCCUUGAAGAUCUUCAGCACCAAUCCUCUCUUAAAAAGGAUGAACUUCAAUCAGCUCUAGAGGAAAUUGCAAAGCUAGAGGAGAAAAUAGCUAGGUUAAACCAUAAGAGCUCUUCACAGGAUGAGACAGUGAAUGUGCUCAGAAGUACCAUUAGUGUCCUGGAUAAGGAAAAGGACAGUCUUCAGGAAACUGUAGAUGAAAAGACAGAAAGAAUUGCAUGUUUAGAUGACAACUUAGCUAACAAGGAAAAAACAAUUGCUAAUUUGAGACUAACUCUGUCAGAACUGGAAUCCUCCGUAGACCAACUAAAGGAGGCGCUGAGUAACAGAGAUCGGGAGAUAGCUAGUCUCCGUCGCCAGCUUGAUGCAUCUCAGGUAGAGCUUGCAGAAACAGGAAGAGUGAAGGAAAUGGCUCUGAAGGAGAACAGAAGAUUACAAGAUGAUCUAGCUAUAAUGACCAGAGAAAACCAGGCAGUCACUACUGAACUGGAAGAAGCAGUACGUGAAAAAGAAGAAAUGAAGACUAGAGUUCAUAAUUAUGUAACUGAAGUCUCCAGAUUUGAAAGCUUAAUGGCUUCGAAGGAACAAGAAAAUCAAGAAUUGUUAGAGAAGUUCCGAAUGCUCCACAGCCAAGCUGAGGACUGGGAAGUCAAGGCCCAUCAAGCUGAGGGAGAAAGCAGCUCAAUACGUCUUGAACUCCUCUCUGUAGAUACCGAUAGAAGACAUCUUCGAGAGAGAGUGGAACUUUUAGAAAAAGAAAUUCAAGAGCAUAUCAAUGCACAUCAAGCGUAUGAAUCUCAACUCUCUUCAAUUACAAAAAAUAUGUCCAGAUUGGAAGAGGAUCUCAAAUACGAACAAGAAGAAAAGUCUUCUGUAUUAGCUGACUUGGCUUCUAUGAGAGAACUGUGCAUGAAACUUGAGUCUAGCAAAGAACUUUUUUCACGACAGCUAACAUCCAAAAACAUGGAUUAUGAAAGGGUUCUGGCUGAAUUAGAAGAUAUAAAGUCAGAAGCAGAGCUGUUAAAAAAGCAAUUGUCCAGUGAACGACUUACUAUUCAGAAUCUUGAAACGCUGCUCGCUACUAGCAGAGACAAAGAGUUUCAGAAUCAUUUAACAUCCCAUGAGAAAGAUUCAGAAAUUCAGUUACUUAAAGACAAGCUAACUCUUGCAGAGAGCAAACUAACCAGUCAUAAUAGAGAAGUUUCCAUACUUCGAAGUAAAGUUGCACAGCUACAGACGGACUAUGAUGUUUUAAAAAGGCAACUGACAACUGAACGAUUUGAACGAGAGCGCGCAAUUCAGGAAAUGCGUCGACAUGGUCUGUCCACAUCUUCUGUACGUACCUCAUCUCCACUUAGUUCAACAAUGAGAUCUCCUUCCCAUUCUCCAGAGCGUGCAAUUGUAAGAACAACUGAUCGAGCAACAGCAGAAAAAAAUGUGAGCUUCAAGGAAUAA
Molecule: messenger RNA, 3609 nt
Organism: Emys orbicularis (European pond turtle)
Lineage: Eukaryota; Metazoa; Chordata; Testudines; Emydidae
Gene: CEP135
Product: centrosomal protein 135
Exons: 27
Coding region: 100-3609 (1169 amino acids)
Source: RefSeq, a predicted model, not a curated record